Molecule: messenger RNA, 1731 nt
Organism: Dioszegia hungarica
Lineage: Eukaryota; Fungi; Basidiomycota; Tremellomycetes; Tremellales; Bulleribasidiaceae
Product: dynactin p62 family-domain-containing protein
Exons: 6
Coding region: 1-1731 (576 amino acids)
Cellular component (GO): dynactin complex
Source: RefSeq, a predicted model, not a curated record
AUGUCGGUCAGGUACCACUGCUCCCACCUGGCCGACCCCGCUCCGCCCCUUCCACCGAGCUACGCCUCCUCCUCGUCCUCCUUCAACCCCCUCGGCGAGCUCUACUUUUGUGAAGAAUGCGAUGCGGUCCGAUGCGACCUCUGCUGUGUCUCUGAGAUCGCGAGCUACUUUUGUCCGAACUGUACCUUUGAUGUACCGAGUGCGAACGUUCGAGGGGAUAAGAACAGAUGUGCUCGGAGCUGCUUCUCUUGUCCGGAUUGCACGACGCCACUCCAGGUACAAGCUACCGGGACGACGGAGGAUGCGGGGCCUUCAGCCCCAAGUGGACCGCCUUUUAUCCUCAUCUGUCCGUGUUGUCGGUGGAGUAGCCGCGAGGUGGCAUUGGAGUUUGAGAAGAGUGCGGGUCUAGCUCUCCAACUCCAAAAGCUACUCUCCGCCAAAGACCCCGCUCAACCCGAAUUCGACGCCCUCAAGGAUCACCUCGACACGUACAUCACCUCCCCCGCGCCCGCUCCUACCCCCGCCCGCUCAGCAAGCAAGCAUCCCACCCGGCACAUAUCGCAUUUGACACAAAUGGCAGCCAAGGCGCUGCAUCGGGAUGUACCGGGUAUGGCUGCUGCAGGGGCUGUAGCCAAAAGCGGGCUGAGGCGGGAGAUGAAGGGUGGAGGGGAGCGGUAUGGCUGGGAUGAGCUUGGAGAGUAUGGAACGAAAGAGAGCUGGAGGGCGAGGGGUCUGGAGAGGGGUGAUGAGGACGUAGAGGCUAUGCGAAGACUUGGUGGGAUUCGGAUGGGUGUGGAACCGGAGGGGUCAAGCUGGUAUAACGAUGGGAAGAGGCGACUGACAAACAGGUAUCCCGAAAGAAUACCGCUCCAGACCAAAUUGACCAAACGCUGUCCUCACCCUGCAUGCCGCCACCUCCUCAUCCAGCCAGACACGAAAAGUACCCGCUUCAAGAUCAAGAUGGUCGCUGCGAAUUAUCUGCCAGUUGUGGAGAUUGGCCGAAGGCGCCGGCGAAUUGACGGGGGUGGUCAUGGCUUGAUGUCUACGGGAUCGAUGGAAGAAGCAGAGGUUCGGCGGAAGGAGCGAAGACGGCUCAGAGGGAGAGGGGAGGAAGUGGAUGAGGAUAUGGGCGCGCCAAUACGGCCUGGAGAGGUAUACACUUUCCAAAUAGCAUUCACGAACCCCCUGUACGACCCCAUCCAAGUCCGCCUCACCCAGCCUACCGCCCCUCUCCCUGCACUCCUUCCCGCGAACCACUUGAUUCACAUUCCCACUCGAGACUUUAUCGUCAAUCCCCUGAAAGACGCUUGGUCAUACGAUGACGAGGAAGAGUACGCCGAUAUGGAAGGUACCGAGAUGGGUACGAGCGAGGACGGGUCGUCUGUCCUUCCGAGCAGCCGAGGGACGCUUGGUCCAGCUGCAGGGAAGAGGAGCAGGCUGAGCGUUCUAGCUACGUCGAGUGGGGGUACGUUGAGGGAUAAAGAACGGAGGAAGAGGGAGAGUGAAGUGGAUAAGAAGGGAAACUGUACGAAGGUGGGCGUGGAGGUGGAGAUUCUGCCAGGGGCGACGGGAGAAGUGGUAUUUGACCUUGAGGUUCGCUUCACAUACCGCGUCGACGAUACCGAUGGGAGUAAACCGAAAGGAGCAGAGAAGGAAACGCAGAAGGGCAAGGAAGAGUACAAGCACUUUACUUUCUGGGCGCGGGUGGAUCUAGGGUGUAUCUCGCCUUAG